Molecule: messenger RNA, 4014 nt
Organism: Salpingoeca rosetta
Lineage: Eukaryota; Choanoflagellata; Craspedida; Salpingoecidae
Exons: 6
Coding region: 1-4014 (1337 amino acids)
Biological process (GO): transcription initiation at RNA polymerase II promoter
Cellular component (GO): transcription factor TFIIA complex
Molecular function (GO): protein binding
Source: RefSeq, a predicted model, not a curated record
AUGUCGGCCUUGAACAAUCGGGGUAGCAACAGCAGCAGUAGCUGCACCAGUAGUGGAGCGGCUGCUGGAGACCAGAGCAAGCCACUGGGAACACGCCGCGUCAAGGAGAAAGAGCGGAAAUCAGGAACUGCGCUUCACGCCGCAUGUUACAAUGGUCAUCUGUCCACGGUCAAGCUCUUAGCUGACCGCAUGGACAACAUUAAUGUCACGGCCUCGGAUGAUGGCGACACGCCCCUGCAUCGCGCAUGCCGUAACGGCUCCAUCCCAUGCGCACAAGCGCUGGUGGAGCGACACGCAGAUGUAAACGCCAUCAACUACUCCACGCACACGCCGCUGCAUAUCGCAUUUGAGGGCGCCCACAUUGAACUUGCCCAGUACCUGUACAGCGUAGGCGCACGUGGCUGUUGCGGCACGUGCCCCAAAUGCAAGCGCACCAUGAAACUGCUGCGCCGCAAGAUGUCAAGGCAGCAGAAGCAGGGGCGGAGACAAAGCGGGAACACUGAGCCCCAGCCAGAGAGCAAUUCACAGUCCCAUAAGAACCAGCAGCAACAAAACUACCAGCAGCACCAAAACCAAGUACAGCAGCCACAGCAGCCACAGCAGCUCGCUCACAAACAGCAACGACAACCUCAACAGCCACAACUCGCUGGGAACCGUCAUCACAGUGCCAGCCCAAGGUCACCACCACCACCAUCACAACCACCAGCUUCACGCGAGGAGACGGGGCCCUUCGGUCGCGUGCUUGCCGAGGAGUUUGGUAACGUGCACUUGGCAGCGGAAAUUGAACGCAUGAGGCGUGAAUUCAAUGCCCGCUUUCCUCCACCAUCUGCACCAUCGAGCCCCACGCCCCACGCCAGCGCCGCCACCAACGCCGGCACGAGCGUGGUGUUCCCUCCACCGGCUGCUGUGCCCCGUCCACGUGGCAUGCCCACAAGGUCAACCACCAGCAGCACGAGCGCCUACAGCGACGACGGUGGCGGUGGCGACGCCUUGAUCGGGUCCACCAACGCCUUUGCUCGCUUUGGCAUGCUUGGUGGCAUGUCGAGAGAUGGUGGUGGCAGUGGCAGCACCAACAGCACCAACACCAUCACAAACACCCCAAACAACAGCGAUGGCAGUGGCGGCGGUGGCGAUCUUGUGUCACGGAUGUGGCAGAGUGUGUUUGGUGAUGCUGGUGGGCAGCGCGUGGAAGGUGACGCCUAUGAGACGGCGGGCGAUUACGGCGAUUACGAGGAGAUUGAUGAUGACCUGGAGAGCAUUGAUGAUGACGAUGAUGACGAUGAUGACGAAGAAGCAGGCGACAACGAUGAUGGCAUGAACGUGCAAGAAGAUGCAGAGGACGAGGACGAAGAGGACGAAGAAGAUGAGGACGAGGAUGAAGAUGAAGUGGGCAUGGGCCAGCCUGAGGAGUUGGAUGAUGAGGUGGACGAGCAUGUGGGCCAGAAUGGUGUUGAGAGUGGGGACGAAGAACGAGAAGAGCAUCAACAACAAGAAGUUGAUGAAAAGGCUGCUACUGCUGUAACAGACACGAACAAGGACGUUGACACCCAGCCGUCACAACAACAACAACAACAACAACAACAACAACAACAACAACAACAACAACAACAACAACAACAACAACAACAACAACAACAACAACAACAACAACAACAACAACAACAGCAACAACAACAACAACAACAACAACAGCAACAACAACAACAACAACAGCAGCAACAACAACAACAACAACAACAACAACAACAACAACAACAACAACAGCAACAACAACAACAACAACAACAACAACAACAACAACAACAACAACAACAACAACAACAACAUAAGCAGCAAGGGCGGUCGCGGCGCCAGGGUUUGAAGAAGAACAAGGCGGGUUCGUCUGGGAAGCGUGCACCAAAGGCAUCCAAGCAGCGGGGCAGGCAGGCAAAGCAAGGCAGCCAAGUGCGCAGGAAAUCGCAGCAGCAGGACAAGAAGAAGCUCGAGCGGCAACAGCGCAGACAAGAGGAACGCAAACGCGGCAAAGAGGCGCUGCGUGCUGCUGCUGCUGCUGCCGCCGCCGCCGCCAACACGCCGUCGUCUUCAUCGCCGUCUUCCUCGUCAGCAACCGCCGCUGUGUCGACGACAACGGCCACCACCCCAACCGCCGCAACGGCGCCCAAGCUGCGAGAACGCAGCACCAAGGAUGGGAAGAUGAUGUGUCUGGAAGUGCCCAUUGCUGGCCUCGACACCACCAAGCGCGCUGCUGUAGUCGACACGAUCAUGUCGUAUCUGUCGCACUCGAACGACGGUGCUGGGAUGGCCAUUACUGUCGACAACGAUUCGCCACUGCACGACGUGUUGGAUGCAGCCAGCAGGACGCACCCCGAGCAAGUGCAGCGCGUGAGCUCCUCAUCGGCGUCAAAAUCAUCACCGCCACCGCCAGUAUUGCCGUCCUCGUCAUCUCCAUCUCCUCAGCAAACACAAGCGCACACGCCGCAGCACACGUCCCCACCGUCUACCUCGUCAUCGUCAUCGCUGUCAUCAUUGUCGUCGUCAUCGCCACCCGCAGCAUCCUCCUCCUCGCCGCCACCACUUCCACCAACGCCGAGCAACAUGACAACAGCUGCCACCACCACCAUUACCGCACCCAUCACCGCCGCUGUCCAAGGUGUGCACGCAACAGCAGACAAAGCUUCCGUGCAGCGCAUGAACGCCACGUUGCGGCGGGAGCUGUCACCAACGGAGCUUGCAACGCUGCUUCGCCUGCGCAGCAACACGGGCCCAACGGGGGAGAAGGAAGAGGACCUGCGGGCAUUGCGGGACAAGCUCAGGGUCAUUUUGGAGCGCCCAGACAUGGCGCCGCUGAAGGAGAAAGUGAACAUGAUCACGCGCACCAUCUCGGGGCUGCAGCGCCAGCAGGUGGAGCAUGCGGAGGACCAGCACACGCAGGCAGCGGGCGAUGAUGCAGCGGGGACGGCCAUGCAGACAAGGCGUGGGCAACGGUGGAAGGGGGGAAGAGGCAUCGAGCGUGGUGUGCGUGCUGAUGAGGAAUCAGACCGUCGCACCCCGGCGUCAAGCGGGAUGUCCCUUGCAGACGCCAGUUUCCCACCUCUCGGGGCAUUAGUUGUGCCGCAGCCGCCACCGUCCAAGCUGGCAAGGCACGUUCCUGGGCAGCAAAGCCGAGGCGGUGACCAAGAUGGUGGCGAUGACGCCUACGAUGACGAUGAUGAUGAUGAUGAUGAUGAUGAUGAUGAUGAUGAUGAUGAUGAUGAUGAUGAUGAUGAUGAUGAUGAUAAGGACAAAGAGGAGGAGGCACAAGAAAUUGAUGACAAUGACAAAGAUGAGAAAGGAGCACAUUCAACAGACAAUUCGGAGGGACACGGUGCUGAAAGUCAAGCCAGCAACGAAGCCGCGCCCACUAAGCCAUCUCCCAACCAACCCACUGUUCGCCAGAUUGCAUUUGCUGCGCACAAGCAAUCUGGCGUGUCGGAGCAGCUGCUGCAGGUUGUGGGUUCACAGCUGGAGGGAGCUGCCCUGUUCUUGUGUCAAUCGCUGGCCGAUGACGAGCACGGCGUACAACUUGCAGACGUCAUCAUUGACCUCCCGAAGAAGACGCUGCCACUUGCCGUCGGCUCCGAGGUCACCCGCACCCACCUUGCCAUUGUCAUUGUCGUGGCCGUCAUCACCUCACUGUUCCGCUACCCCGAGCGCAUCCCUGCCCCAACGGACGAGAGCCUUGAGUACGUGGGCAUUUUGUUCACGGCGCUCAACAAGUUGUGGGGACAGCAGGCCAAGUUGCUGGAAUGCUUCAUAAUCGCCAUGCAAUCGCGCGAAGCAACAGACCGCAUGUGCACGCUUGCACGCUUCCUUGGCAUGUGGUAUCGACGCUUGUCGUGCGUCACGCCAGACCCUGGCGGGGACGUGAACAAGGAUGAGCAGCUGCACAAGAUCAUGCGCUCUGCUGCCACCGGCCUGCCCAGGGCCGUGUUUUUGUUCUUCCUUCGCCAAGCCAUGGUUGAGAACGACAAAUGA